This is a messenger RNA of Phytophthora nicotianae INRA-310, 771 nucleotides long. RefSeq lists its product as hypothetical. The record is from RefSeq and is a predicted model, not a curated record. NCBI's taxonomy places the organism in Eukaryota, Oomycota, Peronosporomycetes, Peronosporales, Peronosporaceae. The coding region runs from base 1 to 771 and encodes 256 amino acids. The transcript has 2 exons.
AUGGACGGAGAGGGGGCGCUCGGGUCUAAACCUCUGUCUCCAAGAGCGAGAAGGAUGGCCGGGUCGGUGUUGGACACGCCCCGGGGCCGAGAAAUGUUCAGCCAGUUCCUCGCGCGGCUGGCACGCCAACCAGCGCCGAGUGAAGAGCCGACUCCGGCGAGGACGACGGCUCGUGAGACCGCGGAAGCCGUGAUGUCGACCCCGAGAGCUCGGCCAGGAGACGCGUUCCCCUUCGAUGCGUCGAGGCAGUCGCUACCUCUUGUGAGUGAGACGCGAGGCGAGACGACGAGGCACCCUUCUCCGGGUGUGGAGGAACGCCAUAGUGUUGCUGGAAUGCCGUUCCCGGAGCGUGGCACGCCUAGAAGGCAAGGAAUGACGCCAGUUCAGGCGGUGGAGAUGCCGACAAGGAGGGCCGGAACGCCGACGACAGACUCUGCGUUGCAAGAAAUGCUGGUCGACACGUUCAGUCGGGCACUCCAGAGACUGUCAGUCUCGGCUGAAACGCCAACGAGGACGCCACGAUCCGAAGGGGCGAGACCUUUGUCGCGCCCAGAGCCGGCGGCUACAGGGAACGCCUUAGGCAGUCAGACGCGACUGGUUAGCACGCCGAUGGUCGGGUAUCAGGGUCCAAUAGCUUCCAGGGUGGCGCUACCUCCGCCAGCUUCGACGCCAGUGGGAAUGCCGAUGGCUGCGAUCCCGUCAUACGGUAGCGUGAUCAUUCAGGUACCGAGCAGAGCAGGAAUGAUGGAGGAGACGGCGCGGCGCGCCUGA